Messenger RNA from Galendromus occidentalis (western predatory mite), 626 nucleotides. RefSeq names its product GTPase HRas. Gene Ontology annotation, biological process: signal transduction. Gene Ontology annotation, cellular component: membrane. Lineage: Eukaryota; Metazoa; Arthropoda; Arachnida; Mesostigmata; Phytoseiidae. Gene Ontology annotation, molecular function: GTPase activity; GTP binding. The transcript is spliced from 5 exons. The coding region runs from base 270 to 626 and encodes 118 amino acids. The record is from RefSeq and is a predicted model, not a curated record.
AUCUGUGUGUCGGUCGGUGUUGUCGGCAGGCAGCAGCAGUGUCUUGUGUAUUGACGCCGACGGCGUCGAUUACCGAGAAGCUUCUUCGCUGAAGCUUCGAGCGUUUGAGUAUUCGUCUGGAGUUCAUCGUCUGGAAGCGCAUUGUGCCAUCGAGCCACGGAUUCAGUGCAACAGGCCAUUGAUCGUGCAACGAGAAUGAAGUCGUCGCCGAGUCGUGGGGAGCUUCUCGCCGAAGAAGAGACAUAAUCUUCCCCGCUACAACAUUCGCAAUGACUGAGUACAAGCUAGUCGUUGUUGGAGCUGGUGGUGUGGGCAAGAGCGCCCUGACGAUCCAGUUGAUUCAGAAUCAUUUCGUGGACGAAUAUGAUCCCACGAUAGAGGAUUCAUACAGAAAGCAGGUCGUUAUCGACGGGGAAACCUGUCUCCUGGACAUUCUGGAUACGGCGGGUCAGGAAGAAUAUUCAGCAAUGCGAGACCAGUAUAUGCGAACCGGGGAAGGAUUCCUUCUGGUUUUCGCUGUCAACAACGCAAAAUCAUUUGAAGACAUUGCCAUGUACAGAUUCGAGCCUCCGCCCAUACGGAAGAGCCUCGUUUCUAAAUGUAACGCCGUUCCGAACGUCAAAUGA